AUGACAAAUGUUAUAGAAUGUACUUUCAAAGCCCCUCCUCCAAGUGCAAAAAUACCUGAGAAUGCCGUUAUUUGGAAUGAAUUUCAAUAUUCUGAUGAAAAAGGAUGGUAUUCGUUAUCAAAUCAUGAAGAAUUAUCUUUGAGACCUACUGUCUUUGAUGACAAAAGAAUUAAGUUUUUACCGCAAUUACAGAAAGUACCUUCAGAAUUUGAGUUAGUUCUAUGUGGAAAGUAUGAUGCAAAAGCUUGGGGUAAAGAUGAUUGUAAUGUAGUUAUUGAAGGUGAAAAGGACGUUCAUAUUAGUCUUCCAGGAUUGACAGAAAAGAUAAAUUACAAUCAUCCAGUAAGAUUUCCAACAUUUUUGAAAAAUUGGAAAAUUAUUGUAAAUUUGAUUAAUGAAAACGUUACAAUGAUACGUAUAAAUACAGAAACAGCGGUAAUAAUAAGUAUAAACGAAAAGAAAAAUAUAACGGUUAAAUCAAUAGAUUUUAAUAAUGGUUUUUUAUGUGUUAAUCCACACACAGAUUUAGCUAUUGCUUAUGGUGAUUUUGCCUUGAGUGAAUUGAAGAAAUGCGAGAAAGUUCCACCUAUUGUACAUGAAGGUGGAGAAUGGGGAUUUUUUGUUCAUUUAUUCAAAUGGGGUCAUAUUAUUGUACCAAAAGAAUUAGAAAUGAAAUUACCUUCACCAGGAUUAAAGUUAAUUGGAAAGAAAGUUGAUACGGUAGCAAUUGUUUCCAUUCCUCCAAAUAUACAUGUACACGUGAAAGUUGAUGGACCAAAAUGUAUAAAAAGGUUGGAAUACGGAAAAGACUUUAAUAUUACUGCAAUAAAGAGCAGCGAAUCAGAUGUUGAUAUUUAUUUACUCUUUCAUAGUCAAUUGCUAAAAUAUGAAUUUUCUUUUGACACUAGAUUAAAUAAACCAGAAAAAGGUAGAUCUAAUCAUUAUGCGAAAUUAAAAUGUACAAGUAAGAACAAGGAAGUAUCUUCCUUCACAUUUCAGCAAGCAUCUAAUUUAAAAAUAUUGUUAGCGUCGAAUUGUCCUAGUGAUAAUUUAGGUCAUUUGUUAAGUAAUCAAACUAUAGCAAUUUUUAAUGGAGAAACAGGAGAAUAUCUCAGUCACCCACAGGGGCUUCAGUUAACAAGCGUUUUUAGCAAAUUGUCAUACCCUAUUGAAAAAGAUUAA
Plasmodium gallinaceum is the source of this 1182-nucleotide messenger RNA. RefSeq names its product conserved Plasmodium protein, unknown function. The record is from RefSeq and is a predicted model, not a curated record. Lineage: Eukaryota; Apicomplexa; Aconoidasida; Haemosporida; Plasmodiidae. Bases 1 to 1182 code for a protein of 393 amino acids. The transcript has a single exon.